AAAGCGCCGCGCCGGCGGCAGCGCCCGCAGCCCGGCUCGGCUCGGCCCGGUUCUGCACGCCUCGGCUGGGCCCAGCACAGCCCGGUUCGGCUCGGCUCGGCGCGAUGGAGACGGGCGGGUGCCGGAUGAGCGGCGCGGAGCCGGGCGGCCCGGCCGUGAUCACGCUGGAGGAGCUGGACGGCAUGGCGGAGGAGAGCCCCGACUCGGCGUACCACAGCAACGGCAGCAGCCUGGAGGAGGAGGCGGCCGAGCGGAUGGAGGACGAGGAGCAGGAGCGGCUGCUCAGCUACUGGCAGAGCGUGGGCAGGGGGCACCAGGUGGACGUGCCCCGCGACAUGGCAGAGCCAAUUCAGCAGCUGACUAGAAAUAACAGUCCCCAGGAGAGACAGACCAUCCCGUUUACUCUGAUCCAGCGCAAAGAAAAGCUUGGAGACCUGCUUUAUGAAAAACGUCAGUAUGGAAAAGCCAAGUGGGCUUGUAUAAAAAUGAAAGAAAAACAGUAUGAACAGAGCAUUUGUCUUGGAUUCAUGAAGCUUAUGAGGUACAUUUGUGAGCAGAAUUCCUCAGGGCUGUACCUGGGGAUAACAAUACCCAUUGUGACCAUAGUACACACGAAUGAAUCUCAAUCGGAGAUGACGCAGUCGGUGACAGUAGCGUACUACCUGCCCGAAGUGCUGCAGGACCAGCCACCUCAUCCCUUUGACUCUGACAUAAUCAUUGAAGAAUGGCCGUCUACUAUUGUUUAUAGUAGGAGCUUCAGAGGAAUCACCAAUGAAGACUCUAUAAUGAGAGAAAUAAACCUGUUGGCGGAAAUUCUGGAGAGCCCAGAGUUAUGUUUGCAGGAUACGUUCAUCAUUGCAGGAUAUACAAACCCAGCUGCUGCUAAUCGACACAAUGAGAUCUGGUUCCUCCAGAGACCAUAGCUGCCCGUUUCUGAUGCUUGUCUGUUACAAGAAUCAGCUCUGAUUUACUGGCAGAAUUUUACAUGUGAAUUGUGUGAGAUUAGAUGUCAAACCCUCAAGGAAAUACAAAAAUGUGGCUUUUAGCCAGCUUAGCAAGGCAAUCACUCCAACUUAAUAAGCAAACAGAGCUAACAUGUGAAACCAGUUCUAAAUAAUUCUUGUGGAGAUUUUAGCACUAUAAAAAUGAGAAAAAUUACUUCACCUUAUCUUCCCCCUUUCUCCCCAAGAUAAGGGAGGCAGAGCCCUUCCCCCUCACCCACUUAUUAGCAUUUCUGGUCUGUUGGGGCUUGGGACCGUCCUAAUGGAGCUCCUGCAGCCCCUGUCCUGGCUUGCUCUGGGCACCUAGGGCUGCACCAGCUACAGAAAGGCACUGCUGGGGCUUUCGAUGGGACAUGCAUUAAAACCAAUUCACACGUGCAGACUAUGCUUCAGAAAAAAGAAUGUUCGGGUCUUUAUUUCUGAAGAGAAUUACCAGAUUUAGACCACUGGGAUUAAACCAAGGAUCAAGACUAGGCCAAUGCUGACGGGUUUUGUCCUUAUCUCUGGUGGAGCAGAGAUUCUCAAUGCUUAAUGCAUUACCUCACCAAGCACUCAACCAAAGUACUUUAGACCUUGAGAAGAGACCAAGGCAGCAGAACAGUGCUUAGGCUCACUGACAUUUUGGUAGAAAAGUUACAGCUCACCUUAAUCACCCACUCGCAGUAAUCCCAUGACUAAACGUGUCAUUCCCAAAUAGAAAGCAGUUAAUUUCAGCUCCAGCUUUCUGAACACUUUCAUCUUAAAUCUUUGCUGAAUGUUAAAAACACUACUGCUGAAGUAAUCUGUUCACUACUUUUUACAUUCUUACAGCAGUGCUACACUGCCGAAGUUAGAAAUGCUACCAGUAUUUCACGAAGCACAGAACCACAUAAACUAAACGUACGGCCCCUGACGCUCACCUGGCCCAGCCCUCUGCUGGAAGGGCCAGCGCCGAUGGGGCUGCUCAGGGCCUCGUGCAGCCCGGCGUACAGCACCUCCUGGGACGAGGAUCCCAUAGCCCCUCUGGGCCCUGUUCCAGUAUUUGACCACCCUCACUGUGAGAAUUUCUCUUCCUAAUUCCUAACUUUCCGUGCUGCAGCUUGUUUCCUUUGCCUUUACCCACGUGGUGAUUCUCGGAGCAGCCUGCUCAUGCAGCGCACUGGGACUUGAAGCCCAGCCCGCACAGCUCUAACGCGCCGGCUCUGAGCAGCACGCAGGCUUUGCUACGUACCACAGUUAGGGAGCACCCAACGCACUUUGGAAUCGAGUUAGCAAACAGGUUUGCUCUCAGAAAUCCCUUCCAUGUCUCCCCUUAGAGAUACGAUAGUAGAGUUUAAUCUUAAUCUAAGUGAAUGACUUUUUGUAUGAAAUUUAAUGGAGUAUAUCCCCAGAGUCACAUAUCAACUACAACGUUCGGGCUUUAAGUUGAGCUUUUGCGUUCUCCAGUUGCAACACACAACGCAACAACCAGAGCCGCUGUCUGAGCGCUUAUGGUCGUGUUCGUUAAUCGGCAAACAGAGGGCGUUUAUGCAGUACUGCUGAAUAAACGUACAGGGCCCAAGACCUUUACGCCUCCUGCUUCCGCAGGGCUCUGACUUCACGCUAACCCAGGAACGUGCAGCAGGGUCCUGGGGGGCGGCUGGGAGCUGCUGGUCGCGCUUCAGCGGGACCACGGCGCCCUCCGGUGGCUGCUGCCUGCAGAGACGGGGGAGAUGCACGUGGGGGAGAUGCGUGAAGAGAGAAAGGCCUUGCCUUGAACCGACAGCGCUGGGGGGCCAGUCCUCACCCCCUCCUCAAUCUCUGGUUUCCCCAGCUGUUCGGACAGCCUGCCCCAGCCCAGCACAGACAGGUGUACUGCCACAAACAGACUGUGCUUAGAGUGCGUGGGAGGGCGGGGGCAGUUGGAGGGGCAAAACCUCAGAAAAGCUGUGGGUUUGGGGUCCUCCUCGUUCCAGCCAGAGAGGCACCGAGCCCGGAGUGCACUCCGAGCUGCCCGGUGACAGUACGAGCGCUUGUGCCAGUGGCGGCCCCAGCUGGGGGCACUGUUUGAUGAGCCAGGUUAAACGCACGUCCAAGCAUCUCUUACCCGACAGGAUGAGGUGGUGAAGAUGCCUCUCGUAUCUUUUACUGCUCUCAGCUUGUUCAAGGUACAGGAUCACAACCGGGGGAUAAAAAUCCGACUUGCUUUUCAAUAUGUGGAAUUGUGUCCUGUUUCAGUACCCCUAACGUUAGGGACCAGCUAGAGUAGGCAUUUCAGCUUUGCCUUUUAUUGUUAACAUCUCGCAUUGUUGGAACUGCCAGCCAGUAUUAAAGUGGAAGAUAAAAAAAUAAUGGAAAAUAAGAAAAACUUUUCUAAAGCUGACUUGCACUGAAGGUCCAGAGAAGCAUUAAUGACAGGUUUUGUUUUGCCCACUCCUCCUUUCCCCCUCCCCCCCACCCCAAUUUUUAGGUAGGGGCAAGUAAAAACAGAUUCUCAACUCUCACAAGAUUUUACAUGAAAU
Molecule: messenger RNA, 3481 nt
Organism: Cygnus olor (mute swan)
Lineage: Eukaryota; Metazoa; Chordata; Aves; Anseriformes; Anatidae
Product: heme-binding protein 2-like
Exons: 5
Coding region: 105-923 (272 amino acids)
Source: RefSeq, a predicted model, not a curated record